This is a messenger RNA of Danio rerio (zebrafish), 2281 nucleotides long. RefSeq names its product URI1 prefoldin like chaperone (gene uri1). Lineage: Eukaryota; Metazoa; Chordata; Actinopteri; Cypriniformes; Danionidae. The record is from RefSeq and is marked validated. Gene Ontology annotation, cellular component: mitochondrion; cytoplasm; nucleus.
AUUAGAUGAACAUGGCGCAGGGGAAGCAGGCCGUCGGUGGACUGUAAACAAGAGGAAAUUUCGGGAUUAGAUUGACAUCGUACCAUGCACGUGUGAAAUGGUCUCAAUCUCGAUAUACUGGACGACUCGUUCUGCUUCAUUGAUGACUACGAGGCGACAAAUUGAGUGCAACGCAUCACAUUGCAUUCAUAAACAUUUCUAUAGGACUUCAAACCCCUGAGCAUUCAUUGUUUUGGAUAUUUAAUCACACAAAAACCUUGCUUGAUUGUGGAUGCACGAGCAAAUGGCUGCAGUUGGGAAAGUCAAACGGAGUACGAGAGAUUUGCCUCGAGGCGUGGAGAGGUUGAAAGAUGAGCACAGGAAGGUGGUAAAAGAUUGCAGAAGUCAAAUUGAGCACUGGGAAAAAGUGGGAAAAGACUAUGAAUCUCUUCAAGAUCGCCUCAGGACCUUACCUGACAAGCUGUCUUAUGAUAUUAUGGUACCAUUUGGUCCCUUGGCUUUCAUGCCGGGGAAGUUAGUUCACACUAAUGAGGUAACGGUGCUCCUCGGGGAUAACUGGUUCGCAAAAUGUUCUGCCAAACAAGCCGACACACUUGUGGAACACAGAAAGAAACAUGUCGAAAAUGCACUAGACGACUUACAAAAAGUGAUAAAGAACUUUCAAAACAGAGCCGAUUUUACAGAUGACCUUAAAAAAUUGUCUGGCGAGACUGGAGAUUAUGUGGACAUAAGAGAAGAGGUAGUAAAUGAGGAGGAAAUUACCAAAGGAAAACAUCGCUUGGCCCACAAACCCAACUCUAAGCCAAAGCAGGAAUAUAUAUUGGAGCUGAAAGAUAACAAGGAGAAAGAAGAUGAAGAAGAAGAAGAUGAUGAUGACGAUGAAGAGAGAAAGGCAAAAGUGCUGUCAGAGGAGGAGCUGUGGGCUCGACUUGACGAACUAGAGAGACAGGAGGAAUUGCAGGACCAGAGAUUCCGAUUGGACAGCACAGACACUAAUGGAGAAGACACCACUUCCUCCUCAGAGGAAGAGAAGGAAGCAGAUGGUGGCAGUGAUGUCCAGGUUAAUGGCCAUCAGAAGGAAAAUGGCUGGAAAGCAUCAUCUCUCACAGCUCAGAUGAACGGCACUAAUGGCUCGCACCCUGAGGAGGAGGAGGAUGAUGAAGACUGUGAAGAGGAAACUGACAAUGGUCUUCCAACUAUCUACUUUUCUCACACUGUGGAAUUCAAAAAGGUAAGGAUAAACACAGGAAAGAACACCACCCUGAAGUUCAGCGAAAGAAAAGAACAAAAAGAGCAAGCCAAACAUAAAAAGAAAAGUGGCAAAAGCAGUGGCCACUCUCCUCUUGAAAGUUACAAGAUCACAAGCCCAGCAGACAUUUAUAGGGUGUUUGUGGACCUGGUGAAUGGAGAACCAAUACCUCGAAAGUCCAUUCUGAAGUCGCGCAGCCGUGAGAACAGUGUGUGCAGCGACACCAGCGAGAGCAGCACAGCAGACUUUGAAGAGCGGCGGGCAGCUUUUGGACGAUCAUGGAGCCAUGAUGACGCCACACACAGCGAUACCAGCGAUGGCAUUACAGAGGAGGACAGCCCGACUGGGACAAGUCCCCACAUGAACGGACGCUUUGAGGCUUUUACUGGCACAGUGAUUGAAAAGGAUCCCUUACCUUGCUCAAUCCCUCACCUGACCAUCGCCCCACCUGCCCUUCCCACAAUCCCAGAGAGAAAACUGGAGGAGGUGGUGCCAGAUGUGCCUCAAGAGCUCCCAAAAAGGAUGUCCAAAUUCAAAGCCACUCGUCUGCAUCACAAAUGAGAAUCACGUUCAUCAGGACUUCACUUAUGAAUUCGGUUUUGUACAACAUUAACACUUAUAUUAGACUUCUUCAAUUACUGUCCUCUGCCUCUUGUCCUUCACACUGCUUCUAUACUGUCAUCUGUCUCAUUGCUUUUAUAUGGUGACACACAGACUGUUUUUCCCCCGCAGUUUUCUUUUAAGGUCAGCAUGGACAGGCUGCACAUUUUGGUAUCUUUUUGAGUGUUGGUUUAGAUAAAUAAUAGCUACAAGUAGAAUGGAAAAAUGUAAAUGCUAAAAAAAAUCAACAAACAAAAUAGUAGUGUAAGUAACAUCAGGAUUACUGCCAUUGUUGUGAUGUGUGGAUUUGUUUUGGGAAAUACUUCAUUUCCCUUCUGUUAAUUUGUGAAAUUUAUGUGCAAUUUGACCUGUGUUGGCAAAGAAAUGCCUGUCAAUUUCUUUCAGCUUAAAAAAAAGAACUUUUUAUUCCUC